Molecule: messenger RNA, 669 nt
Organism: Pseudovirgaria hyperparasitica
Lineage: Eukaryota; Fungi; Ascomycota; Dothideomycetes; Acrospermales; Acrospermaceae
Exons: 1
Coding region: 73-669 (198 amino acids)
Source: RefSeq, a predicted model, not a curated record
GUGAGAUUUAUAAAUUAUCUUCGAGUUCCCGUAAACUCCAUUUAUAAGUGCAUCUACCUACAACACUCUACUAUGCAUUUCUCAAAAACCCUCAUUACGAUAGUAGCAGCUACUACUAGCCUAGUCAUCGCCGAUCGAAGACGCCCGUUUCCGGAAACCGACCCAGACAUGAUACGAGAAACUAUCACUCUACCAGUUAUAAAGGAGAUUAAAACUCUACUCGAAGACCCAGAACGCAAAAGUCCAGUCCAAUGGAGAAAAAUAUACUAUCAAGCCGGAUAUUACAACGUCUGGGACCAGAUUUGGGCUGAAGUCAUACAUGGGUUUGACCGUAUUAAACUACCGACGUAUCUGGAAACUAUAAAACCUACAUGUACAGACGAGAAGUUAGCUCAAGAAGACUAUGAGAAGGCUCUCGCAGGGGCUUUCACUGAGGUUAUAAAUACCACAAAUGGUGAGCUGUCCUUCGACAGGUUUAUGAAAUCAGAUAAUGGCUCUGUCAUGGCCUAUGGAUGCAAUAGCGGCUACAGGCAGACUGUACACCUCAGCGAUCUCAUAGCCAUUCACGCCGCAAUCAAGGAGUCAUGUGGUGACAAAGCCGGUUCUUUCGAUAUUGGUAAAUGGCGCGUAAAGUAUGGUGUUUCAGAAGCUAAAUGGUAUCCAUGUUAG